This is a messenger RNA of Gadus morhua (Atlantic cod), 3547 nucleotides long. It is a transcript of the gene klc3, whose product is annotated as kinesin light chain 3. Gene Ontology annotation, biological process: microtubule-based movement. Lineage: Eukaryota; Metazoa; Chordata; Actinopteri; Gadiformes; Gadidae. Bases 450 to 1994 code for a protein of 514 amino acids. Gene Ontology annotation, molecular function: kinesin binding. The transcript is spliced from 14 exons. Gene Ontology annotation, cellular component: kinesin complex; cytoplasm. The record is from RefSeq and is a predicted model, not a curated record.
UCAUCAUCCCAGUCAGCCCCGGCACCGCAAUGCAUGCUGGGAAUACAGGGAUCAGGUAAGCAGAACUGACAGAAGAAACUGAGCUGGCGAGACAGAGAGGGACCCACACACAGCAGGUGAAUGAUCUGCCAGAGUACUACUACUUUAUUACAGUCGAGACACUCUUUAGGAUGAUCAUGGCAUGACGUGUGUUGUGACCUACACAGUGGAUUAAUUUCGAAUGAAACGGAUCUCGUAUCCCAACUACGAUUCAAAGAGAUCUAAACACCGUCAGGAGUCCGGAAUUAACAGACACGUCCUCCCACACACCUUUACCUGUCCCCCCUCCAUACAGACACGUCCUCCCACACACCUUUACCUGUUCCUCUUCCCUGCACACACCCUUCAAGCACAGCUUCCCCUGUGCGCUCUUCAAACCAACGCCAAAGAGGAACCUUUCCGGCGGAGCCAUGUUGUCGGGGGACGAGAUUCUGUGCAGCACACGGCAGGUCAUCGCGGGGCUGGAGGCGCUGCGGGGGGAGAACCGCAGUCUGCUGGACGACCUGCAGGGGGCCAUGGAGACACGGCUGGUGCCCGACAGCGGCAGCCUGGAGCAGGAGAAGAGCAGCCUCAUCCACCAGUCCCUGGAGAGGAUCGAGCUGGGCCUGGGGGAGGCACAGGUCAUGAUGGCGCUGUCAGCCCACCUGGGCUCUCUGGAGGCGGAGAAACAGAAGCUGCGUGCCCAGGUGCGGAGGCUGUGCCAGGAGAACCAGUGGCUGAGGGACGAGCUGGCCGGGGCCCAGACGCGGCUGCAGGAGCGGGAGCAGGAGGUGGUGACGCUGGAGGAGCAGAACAGACACCUGCAGUUCAUGGCCUCCAUACGCAAAUACGACCAGGACUCCCCGUCACAGGACGACAAAGACCCAUCGUCCAAUAAGGAGUCGCUGGACGACCUCUUCCCCACCGAAGAGGAGGAGCCGUCACAGAUGCCCCAGCCGCGGCACAGCUGCGCCGCCGCCGCCGCCCAGCAGGGGGGCUACGAGAUCCCAGCCCGCCUGCGGACCCUCCACAACCUGGUGAUCCAGUACGCGUCGCAGGGCCGCUACGAGGUGGCCGUGCCCCUCUGCAAACAGGCCUUGGAAGACCUGGAGAAGUCCUCGGGCCACACCCACCCUGACGUGGCCACCAUGCUGAACAUACUGGCGCUGGUGUACAGAGAUCAGAAUAAAUACAAGGAAGCGGCCAAUCUGUUGAACGACGCACUCGAGAUCCGUGAGAAAACACUUGGACUGGACCACCCAGCUGUAGCCGCUACGCUGAACAACUUAGCAGUGCUUUACGGGAAGAGAGGAAAAUACAAGGAGGCAGAGCCGCUGUGUAAGAGAGCCCUGGAGAUCAGAGAAAAGGUGCUGGGUAUGGAGCACCCUGACGUGGCCAAGCAGCUCAACAACUUGGCCCUGCUGUGCCAGAACCAGGGCAAGUACCAGGAGGUGGAGCAGUACUACGAGAGGGCCCUCCACAUCUACCAGAACCGCCUGGGCCCCGACGACUCCAACGUGGCCAAGACCAAGAACAACCUGGCGUCAUGUUACCUGAAGCAGGGGAAGUACAGACAAGCCGAAUGCCUCUAUAAAGAGAUCCUCACCAGAGCACAUGAAAAGGAGUUUGGAUCAGUGGAAGGAGACGGUCGCCCCAACUGGUCGGGGCCGGAGCCGGGGGGCCCCCAGCAGGAGGGUGCGGGGGGCCUCAGGAGAAGCGGCUCCUUCACCAAGCUGCGGGAGUCCAUCCGCCGCAGCAGCGAGAAGCUGGUCCGCAAGCUCAAAGGAGUGGGCACCGAGGAGAGCGCCCCAAGGAACCCUGGGAUGAAGAGGGCCAACUCUCUGAAUGUGUUGAAUGUUGGAGCCAGAGAGACCCGGGAAGCAGCUCAGCUUCCGGGUGGACUCACGGAAGCACGAGGUCUGAGCUCUAGCACUAUGAGCCUAGCCCGGCGAGGGUCGCUAGGGGGAACGAGCUAACACACACACACACACACACACACACGCAGGUGAUGCACACCCUUCUAUAGACCAAUCCUGAUCCAUCGCUCUGCGGACGGUUAGCUCGCCUCUCUGUGGAGGGUUAGCUCACCUCUCUGGGGAGGGUCACCUACGAUCUAUGGGUUGGUAGGUAUUCACAGGGUUUACAUUUUUCAGACCUCAUCCGUUCUCAUCCACACAUCCUACAUCAAGUGGUUCUGUGUAUACCGGCCGUCAUUAUACUACAACACCACUGAAUACCAGUAGCAAUACCGCAAAUAUGAAAUACUAAAACACUGCACUUUAGACAGCCAGACACGUCGACCAUUUCAGACUCCGAAACAUUCCGAAGAAAUCAUGAAACGCUACUUUAUGUUCGUGCUCAAGAAUGCCGUUUAGAUGUUUAAAGAAAUCGCAUUUCCACUAGAUUUGUAUGCUGUAGAAGAAUUGUGAAAUACUUUUAAAAUUGUGGUGCAGUUAAGCUGUUCAUUUUGCUGCUUUUAUCUGAAAAUACAAAAGAAAGAUUAAUCCAUCCAAAUUUAGGGAGAUACUAACACAAAUCCAAAGUUCAAAGUUUCACAGCAGCAUGCUAAAUAUGGAGGGUUUUACAACCUAUGCAUUGUGAAUUGAAUCUUGUACAACGGUGGGAUGAGUUUCUUUUAGGUGACUAAGGUACUAUUAAAACCAUAUCCUUUGACUUGCAAACAUCCAGAAGAAUAUGGAUCAUAGGUCCUUUGCCGCAAAUGACUAAAUCAUUAUUCAAUUAGUGGGACACCAAGCAUUCUCUAAGUCAACAGUACAUGAUGGUCCUUAUUUGGGCUUGGAUUUGAUUCAAAACGUAUCCAACUUUAUUUAAAGCUUGUUCAAAACAGCACAGAACUGUUACGCUUAGCUGUGUGUAACCAUGGUUACAUUCCAACGAUGGUACAAGGAAAUUGCUCAACCGAGUUUGGUGUCUUGAAGUGAGACGUGUUUUUAUUUUAUGUAUUGUCGUGUUGUCCAUUUUGAUAAGAAGCUUGAUAUGAAAUGUUUCGUAAACUUAAUCGAUAUCCCCAAAGUUUGCUCUGUGUGCCUGAAUGAACAACAAUCAUAAGUAAUUUCAAAAAAAAUGUUUGCGUGCUUAUUUAACAGCUAAUAUUACCGUGCAUGUUAAAUGUGCACUCCCUCGUGGCACCAAAAACAGACCAAGACUAUGGUCUCCUAAAUCUCAAGGGCCCAUCGUGGUUGGGGCCCCUGUGGCACUACAUGUGUAGCUGUACAUUCUAUUACUAUUUUUUUUCUCAUGGAUAAAACGACUUGUUGAUGAACUGCUGGAUGUAGAGUAUUUGACUCAUGUUUGAUAGGGUGAUUUCCAAAACCCUGGUCCUACUGUUGGCAGCCUAGCUAAGCUACGCUACAAUCAGAAUGUUGCACAGAAACCUAGAGUGGUACAUAGGAGGUAUUUAUGUAGAUCGUUACAAAGAAGGCCUAAUGCGUUUGUUAUGAAAUGUUCAUAUUUUAUAUAUAUAUUCCAAACCUGAAGCUGAACUGUCCAAUAAAGCAUUAUAAGACUU